UGGGGAAAGUAGAGUUCCUGUCUGUAGGCGGAUCCGUCAAGGAUAGAAUAGCGAAGGCCAUGGUUCUCGCUGCCGAAAGAGAUGGAAUCCUCAUACCAGGGAAGAGUGUUAUUAUCGAACCCACGUCAGGAAAUACAGGUAUGUCAGACUGUUCCAUUGGUCCAUCUGGAUAUCGAGUGAUUAUCACCAUGCCAAACAGAAUGUCUCAGGAGAAGGAAGCGCUUCUUCGGGCACUAGGUGCCGAAGUCGUCCGUACGCCUGACGAUGCACCGUGGGAUUCUCCGGCAAGCCACAUAGGUAGAGCUUUCCACAAGCGUCCAGGCGCGCCUCUGUUUUGGAUUACAACGCUAAUACGACUUGUCCAGGUCAAUAAUCCGCUGGCACACGAAUAUACUACAGGUCCCGAGAUUAUCGCUGCUGUAGCUUCUACUCCUUCAACCUCGGCGAAACCUUCGUCCUUAAAGGUGGACGUAUUUGUGGCUGGUGCAGGAACCGGAGGCACAAUUACGGGUGUAUCACACGCAUUGAAGAAAGACCACAAUCCAGAAUGUAUUGUUAUUGGAGUUGACCCAGUCAGAAUCCACUUCGAUCACACGGCCUCCCCUCCUCUGACAUUAGUCGACAGAUUGGCAGCGCUCUUGCUUCGGGUGGACAUCCUAAUGACGAAUGCCCCAAACCCUACGUUGUCGAGGGCAUUGGCUAUGACUUCGUGCCCGAAUGUUCUUUCGCACAACCCUGCCGAUAUUGACCACUGGGUGAAGACCAGCGAUAACGACGCAUUCCAGGCGGUUGAAAGACUCAUGAAGACGGAAGGGCUCUUAGUCGGAGGAAGUAGCGGCAGUGCUCUCAGCGGUGCCUUGGCAUGGCUGAAAACCGAACAGGGUCAGAAGAUCGCGCAAACGGAGGGUUUGAAUGUAGUGAUCCUCCUGGCUGACGGUAUUCGCAAUUACAUGAGCAAGGAGUGGUUCUUGGAUUUUGCUCUUCGCCCCGGCACUUCGCGUAUUCCACAGACAACGUCGGAUACGGGAAAUUAGUGCAACUAUGCAUGCGGGUUUAUCGGUGCAAUUAGCAUUCUGAUCUAGCACUGGAUGUCAUGAUGCGUAACGUGUUUACAGAUGCCUAUAUACGAGAGAAAGAUUCCAUGAUCAACAAAGUCUGAGGGUGGUUGGUUGACAGUUGCGAGG
Messenger RNA from Pisolithus orientalis, 1184 nucleotides. RefSeq names its product pyridoxal phosphate-dependent enzyme beta subunit. The transcript has 5 exons. NCBI's taxonomy places the organism in Eukaryota, Fungi, Basidiomycota, Agaricomycetes, Boletales, Pisolithaceae. Gene Ontology annotation, molecular function: cysteine synthase activity; cystathionine beta-synthase activity. The record is from RefSeq and is a predicted model, not a curated record. The coding region runs from base 60 to 1034 and encodes 324 amino acids. Gene Ontology annotation, cellular component: cytoplasm.